This is a messenger RNA of Oryza brachyantha (malo sina), 966 nucleotides long. RefSeq lists its product as uncharacterized. The coding region runs from base 171 to 620 and encodes 149 amino acids. The record is from RefSeq and is a predicted model, not a curated record. The transcript has 3 exons. Lineage: Eukaryota; Viridiplantae; Streptophyta; Magnoliopsida; Poales; Poaceae.
GUGAGUAGUGACUAAGGUUUUUCCAGUGGGCGAUGCAAGACCGGAAGACACUAUAGUUGAAGGUGUGUGUAUAUAUAUAUGAGGUGACCCUGUUAAGCCUCGACUUACAAUUUAGAAAGAACAAGGAGGAAGAAAGCAGGUGACACCUUUGCGGAAGGCACACCAAGAAGAUGGCAGUGCCGGUUUACAGCAUCACAAGGGCAGAAAUCGAGGAGUUCUGGAGGAGAAAGGAGAUGGAAGAAAAGGAGCAGCGCCUUACUGCCGAGAAGGAGGCUGCAAGAAUCAAAGUCAAGACACUCAUGAUCGAGGAUUAUGCUUUGUUCGAGCAAAUGAUACUAGAGAUUCUUGAGGAGGGCAUCAAAGGUGGCAGGGCAAGGGAGGAGGGAGACACCACCACGAACGGCGCAGCUGCUGCCACCAAGAGCACUGAGGCAAGGAUUGGCAUCAAAGAUUGGUGGAGAAAAAGUACUUAUGCUUAUCUGAAUGAACCAGCAAUGACAUCCAUGGAUGAGAACGGAAGAAGGAAGCACGCCAUCAAAUACAUCCCACAUGAGAGAUGCAUGAACUUCUUCUCAUCGAUUCCAAGUCAACAUAAUGCUACUACUUUUGCCAUCUUCUAAAUGUGCAAGCCAAGGAUAAGCUGAGUCAUAUUGGCACAUUAGAAAAUAUGCAAGUGGCAUAUGCAUCCAUCAGCCAUCAUUGAAUCAGCUAUGCUACGGGUGGAAUAAACUACAUUGUUUUUAGUGUAUAAAUAUGUCGGAACCUAAUGGUACUUUGGAAUUAAUCAUUUGGUAACCUUGUCGGGUGCUUAGUACCAUCAUAAGCAGCCUAUUUUUAACUUACUAUUAAUUGUGAAAAACAUUUUUUAGUUGGUGCUUGUGGUACUAUCAGAAGCUAUUGCCAACACUUUUGUGAUUGUGUCACGCAUGUAUAUAUACAUAUAUUCAAUUAUUCAGCGUUGUACUA